This is a messenger RNA of Solanum pennellii, 1242 nucleotides long. RefSeq lists its product as uncharacterized. Lineage: Eukaryota; Viridiplantae; Streptophyta; Magnoliopsida; Solanales; Solanaceae. Bases 69 to 1052 code for a protein of 327 amino acids. The transcript has 4 exons. The record is from RefSeq and is a predicted model, not a curated record.
UUACUACGCGUUUUCGUUUCUUAUACUCUCCGCCAAUUCAAGACUUCCUUUCUCACAUUAAAAGGAAAAUGUCGGACGGAGGAUUGACGAUUUUGGACGGAACACAGCUCAGAGCCGUUGAUCUAUCGUUACCGUCGCCGGUCGACAGUUCAGUCACCGGUGCUCAGCUUCUUGAUGUCGCAGAAUCUAAAGUUUCAGAAUCACUCUUCGGCUUCUCAUUGCCGGAUACGCUCAAGUCCGCCGCUCUUAAACGCAUCGGCGUCUCCGAUGACCUUGAAUUCCGCCGUGAAAAGCUCGAUCGUGAAAACGCCUUGUCUGUGCUUCGGAAAUACGUCGACGCUAUUGCGAAUGAACUCCAAGAUGAUCCUAUAGUCAUUGCAAUUUUGGAUGGAAAAACUCUUCAACUGUUUUUGGAAGAUGAAGAUGACUUUGCAAUGUUGGCUGAGAAUCUUUUCACAGAUUUAGACACAGAAGAUAGAGGAAAGAUCAAAAGAAAUCAAAUACAGGAUGCUCUUUUUCACAUGGGUGUCGAAAUGGGAAUCCCACCUCUUUCAGAGUUUCCUCUACUAAGUGACAUUUUAAAGAAACAUGGAGCUGAAGGAGAGGAUGAAUUGGGGCAAGCCCAAUUCGCACAUUUACUUCAACCUGUGCUUCAGGAGCUGGCAGAUGUUCUUGCUGAGAACCCUAUGGUUGUGUUGCAGAAAAUCAAGAUCAAUAAUGGUUCCAAAUUGAGAAUGAUUUUGACUGAUGAAAAGCAACUAAGCGAGACAGUAGAUAAGAUAAUGCAGGAGGAAGAGAAAGACGGUCUAAGUACAAAAGAUGUCAUUCGACACUAUCUCGAGAAAAAUGGAGCAUCAUUGGGCUUGCCACCUCUGAAUGAUGAAGUGGUGAUUCUUCUAUACGAGACCGUAUUAGGUGCUGUAGAGAAUGGAAGCACUGAUGCAAAAACAUCAAAGAAGGACGAAUUCUUGUUUUUUCUGAAGGAGAUCCUUGAGAAGUUUGCAGCUCAACUUGAAGUUAACCCAACUUUUCAUGAUCUUGUUGACAAUUGAAGGUAUGUUGAUGCGCCUUCAUGUACACACCCUCUCAAUAUAAAAUUAUUCCAGAAAUAUUCACAAAUUUAUCUUAGAUUUUGACUCAACUUAUCAUUAAAUUUCUUCUACUCUUACUGUGUUCCUAUAUGGAGUAUGUUACUCGAUCGAAUCCACAUAUAUUAAUUAGCUGUCAAUAUAGUAAUCAAAA